CAAUGGACCAUAGACUGACUUUAGUUCGAAAUUCAAAUUUAAAUUGAUUUUUUUUCAAAGUCGAACGAAUCAUAAUUGUUAAUGUUUCAUAUUUUUUUUAUUUGACUGCAUGAUGGUCAUGCGUCGUGUGAAAUACGUAAUUUUUCGUACGAAUUGAGACGUAAAAGGUAGUGGUCGUGCGACUAUAUAAUUCAUACACCAUAAUAACUAAAAUAUGUUGAACCGGUGGGAUUAAAACGGAACUAUUAUGUAUACGUUGCUUCACGGAUUCUACAAGUAUUUGACGCAGAAAGAUGAAUUUUGGGUUCUCAUACUCGGUUUGGACAAUGCUGGUAAAACGACAUAUUUAGAAUGUUCAAAAACGAAAUUCAAGAAAAACUACAAGGGUAUCAACCCUAGUAAAAUCACAACUACUGUGGGCUUGAACAUUGGUAACAUCGACAUAAACAGAGUGAGCUUGAACUUCUGGGAUUUAGGUGGUCAGUCAGAACUACAGUCGCUUUGGGACAAAUAUUAUGCUGAAUGCCAUGCAAUUAUAUAUAUUGUGGAUUCAUCUGACCGAGAGCGCAUGGAUGAAUCAAAGAAAACAUUUGAAAAGAUGAUAUGCAACGAAAACUUAGGGGGCAUACCACUUUUAAUAUUAGCAAACAAACAAGAUAUACCUGACUGUAUGGGUGUCCGAGAAGUAAAACCAAUUUUUAAUCAGAAUGCUCAUUUGAUUGGAAGAAGAGAUUUUAUGGUUAUGCCAAUAUCUGCAUUGACUGGCGAUGGUAUUGAUGAAGGAAUGCAGUGGUUAGUACAAUCAAUUCAAAGAAAUAUAGAAGUUCGGCCUCCAAAGAAUGCUGAAGAUUAUUAAACCUGUGAUUAAAAUAUUUAAACUAUAAAUCUUAAGUUAGUGAAUAAAUUAUUUUUUUAUAAAACAAAAUUAAAUGUUUUUUAAUAAAUUGUAUUACUUAAUUAUAA
Rhopalosiphum padi (bird cherry-oat aphid) is the source of this 963-nucleotide messenger RNA. Its product is annotated as ADP-ribosylation factor-related protein 1-like. Gene Ontology annotation, molecular function: GTP binding; GTPase activity. Gene Ontology annotation, biological process: protein localization to organelle; Golgi to plasma membrane protein transport; intracellular protein transport. Lineage: Eukaryota; Metazoa; Arthropoda; Insecta; Hemiptera; Aphididae. Gene Ontology annotation, cellular component: Golgi apparatus. The transcript is spliced from 5 exons. The record is from RefSeq and is a predicted model, not a curated record. The coding region runs from base 248 to 856 and encodes 202 amino acids.